AUGGCUCGAAGAGCACCAGUUCUGCUGUCCGUGGCCCUGCUUGCCUUCGGACUGCUUGCGUUGAACCAAGCGUUCUUGGCAGGUCCAAACAAGCCAGCUUUGCGUGGUCAGGAAGCUGCUGUGGCAGGCGCAGUCCUUGCAGCACUGCCUGCUGCCCCUGCUUUGGCCACUGACCAGGCUUCGGACAGCUUCAGCAAAGUGGAUGCCAUCGUCAUCUUCGUGCCAAUCAUCGUUGUGUGGAUUGCCUUCCUGGAAUGGGAUUCCAAGCAGCCCUCCGCUGACGUGGAAGGUGUCGGCUACCUUGGCAAAACGAUCGAUGGCCCUACACCGGACAAGCCUGCCUACUUCCGUCGCAGCCCUGAGAGCGGCUAG
Molecule: messenger RNA, 372 nt
Organism: Durusdinium trenchii
Lineage: Eukaryota; Dinophyceae; Suessiales; Symbiodiniaceae
Source: the annotation of a GenBank genome assembly